This is a messenger RNA of Spinacia oleracea (spinach), 3773 nucleotides long. RefSeq names its product nuclear pore complex protein NUP96. Gene Ontology annotation, molecular function: structural constituent of nuclear pore. NCBI's taxonomy places the organism in Eukaryota, Viridiplantae, Streptophyta, Magnoliopsida, Caryophyllales, Amaranthaceae. Gene Ontology annotation, cellular component: nuclear pore. The transcript has 5 exons. The record is from RefSeq and is a predicted model, not a curated record. Gene Ontology annotation, biological process: nucleocytoplasmic transport. Bases 190 to 3342 code for a protein of 1050 amino acids.
AAAUCAAGUUGGGGAUUUGGGAAAAACACCGCCCUGUCUCUCACGUUCUCUCUCCAAAACCUCACUCUAUUUGGCUACACUCUCGUCCCCAAGCCCUAUCUUUCUCUCUCCUCCGACCACCAUACAACGGCGGCCACCUCUGACGACGGAGAACAAGGUUAAGUUUCUACUCUCUCUCCUCUUGUAGUUAUGGAAUGUGAUACUUUGCGUGACCCCUUUUCUUCAAGAACCUUCAAUUUUGAGUAUUCAUCUUCACUGCAAAUUUCAUCACCACGUAAGAAAAGAAAGACAAAUCGGGUUAAAUAUGAUGGUUUUUUCCCAAUUUUACGAUCCUCGGAUUAUUAUACUGAACCUCCAUUGAAGGAGUUAGCUGAAUUAGAGGAGAUUUAUCCUGGGUAUUGUAGUAAAAUUAAGGAUUUUACGGUUGGGAGGGUAGGGUUUGGGAGUGUGAAGUUUUUGGGGGAGACUGAUGUGAGACGGUUGGAUUUGAGGGAGAUUGUUAAGUUUAAUAGGCAUGAAGUUGUUGUUUACGAAGAUGAGAGUAGUAAGCCUGACGUUGGUGAAGGGUUAAACAAGCCUGCUGUUGUUACAUUGUUUCUGAAGUUCGAAACGUUGAGCUUCGAUCGUUCUAAGUUUUGUAAGGUAGUUGAUAGGUUGAGAGCUAGUACGGAUAGGCAGGGAGCGGAGUUUAUUUCGUAUGCCCCGUUGAAUGGGGAAUGGAAAUUUUCGGUUAGGCAUUUUAGUCGGUUUGGGUUGAGUAUGGAUGAUGAGGAUGAUAUUGUGAUGGAUGAUGCGGAUGUUAACCCAUGUGAGGAUCCUGUUGAGAUGAAUGGCAGUGUUGGUUUUGGUGAUGGUGAAGAUGAUGAUAUUGGUAGUGAUGGGUUUGAUAUGGGUGAGAAUAGUGCUGAGCUUUCUCACUCACUUCCUGCUCAUCUUGGACUUGAUCCCGCUCGAAUGAAAGAGAUGAAAAUGUUGAUGUUUUCUGGUGAAGACGAUGAGGAUGAAAAUUAUGAUGAUAUUCUAUCUCUUGAGAAACAAGGAGCUUAUGCAGAAAAGUUUCGAUUAUACAACUCAGGGUUAAGGGUGAACUAUAAACCCAGUCCUCCUCCUCCUAGGAAGACUCCAGUACCUUUGCUUGAGUAUAAGUCUAACAGUUUGGAUGUGAAUGCUCCUGGUACUCUUCUAUUAUCACAACAACAUAAAGGAUCGCCUUUGAGGGUGGUUAAACCAGACGGUUUUAAACUGAACUAUAAGCAAGAAACACCAGUAUCUGGUUAUCAUUCGCGAAAUAUAGUUGAUGCAGGAUUGUUUAUGGGUCGAUCAUUUCGUGUUGGUUGGGGACCUAAUGGUCUCCUCGUUCAUAGCGGUGUACCUGUCAGUAGUAAUGACAGCCAAGGAAUAUUGUCUUCUGUAAUAACGCUUGAAAAGGUUGCAAUAGAUAAGGUCACUAGAGAUGAAAGUAAUGAAGUGAAAAAGGAUGCUGUUGAUUCACUUUUUAAGUCUCCCUUAGAUCUUCACAAGUCUUUGGAUCAUAGGAUACUUGAAGUUGAAGUUGGAUCCUUGAAAUUAAGCCUCCAAGAGGUCGUAUGUGAUCGUUCAGCUCUCUCAGACAUAUGUCGGCGCUAUAUAGAAGUAGUUGAGAGGCAACUUGAGGUUCCCGGUAUGUUGCCACCUGUUCGUAUGUCUUUGAUGCACCAAGUGAUUGUGUGGGAGCUGAUUAAGGUCCUUUUCUCUGAAAGGGAGACCAGUGGGCGGACAGUGUUUGGGGUAGAAGAUCAUGAGGAAGAUAUGAUGCUGGAUGGAAAAGCCAUCCGCUCAGAAAUCGAUCCUGAAUCACUCCCUUUGAUGCGGAGGGCAGAGUUUAGUUAUUGGUUACAAGAGAGUGUGUACCAUCGGGUGCAAGAAGAUCUGAGCUGUUUGAGUGAGUCUGAUGAUUUAGAACAGAUAUUUCUUUUCCUGACUGGGAAACAGUUGGAUGCUGCUGUUGAAUUGUCUGCUUCUAGGGGGGAUGUGAGGCUGGCCUGUUUGCUAGGAGAGGCUGGUGGGUCUAUGGUGAAUCGUUCUGAUGUAGCUCGACAGUUGGAGUUGUGGAGAACUAAUGGUAUGGACUUUAACUUCAUUGAGAAAGAAAGAAUACGACUUUUUGAAUUGCUUUCGGGUAAUAUUCACAGUGCAUUGGCUGGCAAAAGCAUUGACUGGAAAAGGUUCCUGGGGUUGUUGAUGUGGUAUGAAUUACCACCAGGAACUUCCCUGCCUGCUGUUUUUCAUACCUACCAACAUCUUCUUAUCGAAGGAAAGGCUCCUUACCCUGUUCCAGUUUAUAUUGACGAGGGACCAGUUGAGGAGACAGUUAAAGUUGACACAGAGGGACGGUAUGACCUUGCAUAUUAUCUGAUGCUGCUUCAUGCUAGUGAAGAUGGUAAAUUUGAUGGUCUCAAAUCUAUGUUCAGUGCUUUUGCAUCAACCAAUGAUCCACUUGACUACCAUAUGAUCUGGCAUCAGCGUGGAAUUCUCGAGGCAAUUGGUGCCUUCAGUUCUAGUGAUCUUUAUAUUCUUGAUAUGGCAUAUGUUUCCCAGCUUCUUUGUCUAGGGAAAUGUCAUUGGGCCAUCUACGUUGUCCUCCACAUGCCCUAUUGUGACGAUUUUCCUUAUCUCCACUCUACUGUUAUCCGAGAGAUCUUGUUCCAAUAUUGUGAUACCUGGAGUACCCAAGAGGAGCAGCGCAAAUUUAUUGAGGAGUUGGGUAUUCCAUCACAGUGGUUGCAUGAGGCUAUGGCUGUGUAUUUUCAAUACUAUGGUGAUCUUGCAAAGGCCCUAGAACACUACAUUAGAUGUUUCUGUUGGCAAAAAGCUCAUUCGAUUUUCAUAACAUCCGUGGCCCAUUCCUUAUUUUUAUCAGCUGAAGACUCUGAGAUUUGGAGGUUGGCCAUGUCAUUGGAGGAUCACAAGUCGGAGAUUGAAGACUGGGACUUGGGAGCUGGAAUUUAUAUCUCAUUUUAUCUGCUGAGAAGCUCUCUGCAGUGUGAUGAAGAUGAUAUAAACAAACUGGAUACUCUUGAGAGUAAAGAAGCAGCUUGUAGGGAGUUCUUUGAUUGCCUAAACAAGUCUCUAGAAGUACUGGGAAGCAGACUACCCACAGACGGAAGGGUGGUCUAUUCAAAGAUGUCAGAAGAGAUAUGCAGUUUGCUUGUGUCCGAUAGUGGAGCUGAUUCAACACGUGAGACUCAGUUGAGCUGCUUUGACACCAUAGCUGCUGCCCCAAUUCCUGAAGAUCUCCGUUCUUGUCAUCUGCAGGAGGCAGUGUUACUUUUCACCACUUUUCUUUCGGAGACAACCACCUAACCAAUUUUCAGGCUCAAAUAUUACAAUCAAAUAUAGUUCGAUACACAAGGGUGUAUUGCAAAUACAGUUCUGUGCAGCUUGCAGCUUUCGAGCUAGAUCAUGUCCAGCACGCAGCAUUCGAGGUGUCAUGAAUUGUGGUAGAUUGUAUGCAAUUCUCUUGGUGGGGGCCUUGAAGUUCUUCUUUCGCAGUCUCAAUCCUGUCGUGUGUUGUAAAUCUAGUACUUCCUCUCCUGGGUGCACUAAAACCAGCCUACCUGCACGAGGGUGGUUUAGCUAUUAGUAUACGGGUCGGAUCAUCAAUGUUGUUAUAUAUACUAGUUCAUGUCCUGCCCACUUCAAAUAUUUGUGUUGGAAUUUGCAGGUCAUUUUCCCGCUCCCUUUUGCGGAUGAACUUUGCUGAUUUAUUGAAGUAGUGCUUCUUCUCUAUUAAA